Molecule: messenger RNA, 1699 nt
Organism: Rosa chinensis
Lineage: Eukaryota; Viridiplantae; Streptophyta; Magnoliopsida; Rosales; Rosaceae
Product: glycosyltransferase BC10
Exons: 2
Coding region: 252-1502 (416 amino acids)
Cellular component (GO): membrane
Molecular function (GO): glycosyltransferase activity
Source: RefSeq, a predicted model, not a curated record
CGAUAUUGAGAACCACGCCUCUCCCGGCCGGCCUAUCUUUCCCAUUGGUUGCUCCAAAAGUCGUUCAAGGCACGUAUAAAGCCAUAUUGGUCAAUAUAAGGCCGAGGGAAAGAGUCACCUUUCUUCACCACCAUCACGUUUACUUUUCCAUUCCUCAUCCUUCUCUUUGCUUCUUCAAACACAUCGAUCCCAAAGCUUCUGGUUUAAGAUUAAGAACUCUCUUGUGUAUGGUUUCAUAAAGCUAACUCAAAAUGAAGGAUCAUAAUCAAAACCCUUCAAACUUCUUCACAAAACUAAUCAAUGUCCAAGGCCACCUCCUCAAUCUCCUCUCUUAUUUCCUCACCUUUGGUGGUGGUUUAGUUCUCGGAAUCGUACUUGCCUCUUCUUAUCUCAAAGACUCUUCCUUUAGUCUACAAAUAGCCCAACUAUCAUUCUCCUCUUCUUCUUCUUCAUCAUCUCCGUCCAAUGGUUCCAAUAUUUCACAUAUGACAAUUAGUCCAAAUGACACAGUCACGAUGUCUAACUUGACCGAAGUUCAUAUACGAGAAUUAGAGGCAUUUCUAAAGCCGCCUAAGGUUCGGCACGACAUGGACGAUGAGGAAUUGUUCUGGAGAGCUUCCAUGGCCCCUCGGAUACCCGAAUAUCCGUUCCACCGAGUUCCGAAAGUUGCUUUCAUGUUCUUGACAAGGGGACCUGUUCAUUUGGCUCCAUUGUGGGAGAAGUUCUUCCAAGGGCACCAAGGCUUGUUCUCAAUCUAUGUCCACUCAGAUCGGUCUUAUAAUGAAUCGUCUCACCCCGAAAGCCCAGUCUUUCAUGGCCGAAGAAUUCCAAGUCAGAGAGCAGAAUGGGGGCAAGUGAACAUGAUUGAAGCCGAGAGCCGCCUAAUUGCGAAUGCUCUUCUCGACAUCUCAAACCAACGUUUUGUUCUGCUUUCAGAAUCAUGCAUCCCCCUCUUCAAUUUCUCCACAGUCUACUCUUACCUCAUAAACACCAACAAGACUUUUGUGCAGGUCUAUGAUGAUCCAAGCGGUGUUGGGCGUGGCCGUUAUGAUGAAAGCUACUACCCUCAAAUCACAUUGGACCAGUGGAGGAAAGGAUCGCAGUGGGUUGAAAUAGAUAGAGACCUUGCCAUUGAAGUUGUUUCAGAUCAAAAAUACUACACAACUUUCCAGAAACUCUGCAAAGGCUAUUGCUUUGCAGAUGAGCAUUACUUGCCAACAUUUAUGAACAUAAGAUUUCCGAAAAAGAAUUCAAACAGGACUGUGACCUGGGUUGAUUGGUCUAGGGGCGGACCUCAUCCUGUCGAGUACGCGAGCACAGAUGUCACGGUUGAGCUUCUGAGUACUCUGAGGAAGGGUAACGGCUGGUGUGAUUACAAUGGAAGGGGCACAGAUGUUUGUUUCUUGUUCGCCCGGAAGUUCUCGCCAAAUUCUUUGGAUAAGCUGCUGAGCAUUGCACCACAGAUAAUGCAAUUCAACACAGACAUUGAUAAAGAGUACUAGUUAGUAUUGUUAGAUUGGAUAUAUUGAUCGAGUCUUGAGUACAGAACGAGAAUGAUCAUUAAAUGCAACAUUUAGCAUUAGUUCUUUUGUGAUUUUUUUUUUGUUUCCAUGGGUGAUUGGAAGCCCAAGUGAUGGUGAAACUCCAGCUAAUUAGAUGCAAGAAACGCAAUACCAAUUCAAAGUUAAAAAUUUCAUCA